Cynocephalus volans (Philippine flying lemur) is the source of this 753-nucleotide messenger RNA. RefSeq names its product protein FAM24A-like. Bases 159 to 731 code for a protein of 190 amino acids. NCBI's taxonomy places the organism in Eukaryota, Metazoa, Chordata, Mammalia, Dermoptera, Cynocephalidae. The record is from RefSeq and is a predicted model, not a curated record. The transcript has 4 exons.
CUCCCCCACAAGAGCGAGAAGCCCCGGCUUCCCUGAGUUUGAACUAGGACCAGCCGGAAGUCGCUCAAGUCGCGCUGCUUCCUCACUUCAGACCGCACUGACGGAAACUCAAGCGCUGGCAGAGAGGUUCCGGAGCGAGCCCGUCUGGAGGCUGCAGAAUGGAGACCGGGACCGAGGACUGGGGACUGACUCGCCGCCCGACGCUGGCCUCUUCCUGGGAGGCCGCAUGUGGGGCCCUGACCCAGAGCCUCCUUCUCAGCCGGGCUGGGCUCGGCGCCCCGGACUUCGACUGGGAGGAGCUGCUGGCGCCGCCUGCUCCGGGCCAGGAUCUGGUGAUUUUGAAGAGAAGCCUGAGCAGCCAAGAUGAAAACCCCUGCUUCCUUUACCUGAGGUGUGACCCUAAAGGAGGUGAAGAAAUCGUUUCUAUUGGCAUUUUAAGUUCAGCAAGAAAUAUGGAGGUAUAUCUAGGAGAGGAGUACUGUGGAACCUGCAGGGGCAAGAAUGUUUGUACUGUUCUGGAUAACAGAGCUGCCAAGAAACCUGAUGCUGUGGCUGUAAAUAAUAAUCGGAGCGAGGUCAUGCGGGACAAGGUCUCCCUGGCCAAAGUCACCCAGUGCAAAGCCAUCCCCACUGAGUCUUGCCGUGCCCUCCAGUGUUGUGAUCAAUGUAGACUAUAUGGAAAUUGUGAUUCCCUGCCAUCUUGUUGUUGUGACGUAAAUGAGGGACUCUGACUUGGGAAUGAUGGGCACAAAA